GAUGGCAAAGAGCUGCCAUGGAGUCCUGAAGUCCAGCUGGAUCCCCAGUUGCUCUUGUCAUGGGCACAGGCCUCCUUCCCACCCCUGAUGACAUCUAAUCUCAAGAAUUUUUCUUGGAAGAAGGACUGGCCCCAUGGGAACCGACUGUUGUUCCCAGCACUCGGACUUCUCCCUGGGAAAUAACAAUGGGUUUUGUUGUAUUCCCAAGCAGUAGAAACAAAGUCUUUCAUGUGUGCAGGCUGGCAAGGGAGAAAGAGAGCAGGGAGGCAUUGCCUCAGGCCUAGAGGAUGUACAGAAGCCUGUGCACCAUGAAGGAAGAGAAGCCAGCGAAGUGGUGUCAUGGCUGUGGAGUGGAACCACCCGCACCCCCUAGCAGGGUGCUGGCAGAUCCCACCCAGCCUAAGGAGAUACCCCUGGGUGGCAACAGGGACCAAGCUGGGCUGGCCUAGGGCGCAGGAGGCACCUGGUGUUCAAACAGACAGGGGGUGCAGCUUUUCCCAAGAAGAUGCGACAGAGGAAGAUGUCUGCAAGCAGAUCUGAAAAACUUGGCUUCACUAAGCUGAAUAUGUCCUAGCUGUUUUCAACUCACUGCCAUAGGCAAGCGAGCAAGGAAUGAGGACCAUGUUGGCAGGUUAUGAGGUACAGAGAGGCUUCCCAGAAAGCUUGGGCCUGCUAGAGCUCCUUUAGUACCCCACCCCUGCCCUGGGAUGGGACCUGCCACCAUCUCUGACCAUGCUGGGAGCCCAGCUGCCAUCCAGAGAAGUGCCCAAAUGCCCCCUCUCAGGAAACCAGUUUCAGACCAGGAUGUCCAGCCAUGGCACGGAGCAGCAGGAACACGUGCGAAGGGUGGCUGGGAGCCCAGCUGUCCGAUCGAUGGCAGCUUCCUGGAAGUUCAGCCGAGCGCUGGCAGCAAAGCAGCAGAACAGCUGGGGCUUUUCAGGGCCACAAGGCUGAGGUGCAGAGCCAGUCCUCCUUCCUCCGCACCAACCGAGGGGAGGACUGCCUGAAAGAUGCCCCAGCCCUCAGGGCUGCUUCACUUCUCAUGGGCAAACACGCCCUUUACCUCCCUGCUAUCUGAAGUCAACAUUUACCUAAGCCUGUUGUCAGCUCUCUGCUGUGAUGCCACUAAUUGAUUUCCGUUAAAUCAGAGGAUUGCUUAUUCCCCAGAUAUAAUGUGAUUUGCAGACUAGCCCCUCGAAGCCCUGUCAUUACUCAUGAAACGCAAUGUGGAUCAGCUCUGCAUCUCCUCGAGCUGGUACAGCUUGCAAGGCACAGGCUUCUUGCAGUAAAGCCACAGGAAACCAAUGUAGGGUACUUCUGCUGGUUAAUUAGUGUCUCCAAGUAAUCUGAGCUAGAAGUUCAGGGUUUCCACUGGUGACUGGGAGGUGGGAAAAGGUGGAUGUCAGCAGUUUGGUCAUCCCCCAAAUCCCUGACAGGUUGUACCUGGCCUGCCUGGUCGAGACAAAUGCCCUGCUGCAGCUCUGCAUGGAUGGUGACACGGCCAGCACAGUGCCAUACAGACACAGGGGUCUGGCAUUUAUUUUUUGCCUGAAAAAGGCCUGUUAGACGGAAAAUAAAGGGGCAGGGUAGAAGCCUCUGCAAUCAGCACAGCCUUUGCACAGCUCAGGAGAGCGUGCUUCGACAGCAAGCUCCCCGCUGGUGCGGAAAGGACACGGUGCAGGAUUUGCAGGCGCCCUCAUGCUCAGCUCUCUGCGCGGAUCAUUCCUGGUUUCCAUGACUCGCCAGCCCCUCCUCUGCUCCAAGCGUUUGAAGCUGAGCUCUUUGGCCAAACAGUCCUUGCUGAAAUGUCAAUACGCCGCCGGGACGCUGACUUGUAGGGUUCAUCAUGGUUUCCAGGCAGCGCGUGGCUUUGCUUCUCUGCUUUCCGCUGCUGAUUCCUCUUUCUCUGGAUGCAGUCUUUUUAAAGCGGGAAGAGGCAAAUGGCGUUUUACAAAGGCACCGAAGAGCCAAUAGCUUCUUCGAAGAGAUAAAGCUGGGGUCACUAGAGCGAGAAUGCAUGGAAGAGAAGUGUUCAUUCGAGGAAGCGAGAGAGAUCUACCGUGAUGAUGAGAGGACAAAAGAGUUCUGGCACAUCUAUUCCGACCCCAACCAGUGUGACUCCAGUCCCUGUCAGAACGGCGGGAGCUGUGAUGACCAGUUUCAGGAUUACGUUUGCCGCUGUCCCAUGGAGUACGAAGGCAAAAGCUGUGAAAAAGCCGUGGCUGAGAAGCUGAAGUGCAUUUACGACAACGGCGGCUGUGAGCAGUACUGUGCUGAUGAGCAGUCCAAAAAACGAGUGUGCUUCUGCGCAGAUGAUUACACUUUAGCGAGUGAUGGUGUGUCCUGCAUUCCCCAAGUGAAAUACCCAUGUGGAAAAAUACCAGUGCUGGCAAAAAAGAAUGCAACUGCAGAUGGGAGAAUAGUAGGUGGUUUCAUCUGUCCUCCAGGUGAAUGUCCAUGGCAAGCCCUUAUAAUACAGAAUCAGAAAGAAAAGUGUGGCGGUACCCUGCUUUCCCCAGAGUGGGUGGUCACUGCAGCUCAUUGUUUGGAGCACACCCAUGUUAAAGAGCUUCGAGUGAGACUGGGUGAACACUCAAUAAGUGACGAUGAGAAAACUGAGCAAGAAAGUGGAGUUACCAAUAUAAUCAUGCACGAAGGAUACAAGUACGGACAAGUCAAUAAUGACAUUGCCCUCCUGAAACUGGAAACACCUGUGAAUCUCACUGAUUACGUGGUGCCAAUAUGUUUGCCUGAAAAACGGUUUGCAGUGUAUGAGCUGUCCUCCAUCAAGUUCUCCACAGUGAGCGGAUGGGGACGUCUACUAGAUGGAGGUGCUACUUCCUCUGUCCUGAUGAGAGUUGAUUUGCCACGUGUAAAGACACAAGAAUGUGAGAAGCAGACCGAUUUAAAUAUUACAGAGAAUAUGUUCUGUGCAGGAGACCUGACCGGCACUAAAGACUCCUGCAAGGGAGACAGCGGUGGACCUCAUGCUACGAAGUACAAGAACACUUGGUUUCUGACUGGGAUUGUGAGCUGGGGAAAGGGCUGUGCUGUUGAAGGCACCUAUGGGGUUUAUACAAGGGUAUCCAAAUACAUUGACUGGUUGAAGAAGUCCAUGGAUUCAUAAUGCUGAAUCAGGGCAUUUCCAGAUAGUGUUACUGACCCUUAAUCCCUUUGUGACAUUUUCCUGUUGAAGUAUUCCUUCAUUAACUUAGAUAUGUGGUACACGAGGUAUUAUUGAUGAUUUAAAAUGAGCCUAAUGCCUGCCUGAGUACAUCAAAUAAUUUCUAUAUUGUUGUAAACUUGAAUGUCUGGAUGUCAAGCAGGCACAGAAAGGCCGUAUCAAACCCAAUGCAGAGUCCCUUUCAUUCUUCAUCCAUUUUUUGUAAUAGAGCUAGAUGUUGAAAGAAAGACUGUCAGCAAUGUGUCAAGCACACCAUGAUCCUUCCUUGGGCUACCCUCCCAGCCUCUGGUUAUCAGUGAUGUACAGGCUUCCUGAGCGAGAAGUUGCAUUAGUCUGAAUAGUCAUGAAUGGACCCAUUCUUCCAUAAACAAGUGCAAUCUCUUUUGAACACAUUUUCACUUCUGGCUUUCACAACUUCCUGUGCUGAUGGGUCCUGUAAUAUAAUGAUGCAAUUGCAGAAGAAAGAAGAGUUUCUUUUAGAUCAUGCUAAGGUAGCUUUCUCUUGUAGUGGCAACAGGUAGAUUUGAAAGGGGAGAACUGUUCUUCAGAACAAGAAAGCUGGAAAAAGGUUAAUUCCACAUUUACAGAUCUGCUAUGAAAACUUGAUUUUAGUCUUCUGGCACCAAAUAUUAUUGCAGUAAGGCUAUUAAGUGGAAUAUUUAAUCCUAAAUUUAUGAAUGGCGAAGAAUACCACUGAUUUAAUCUUAUCUUUGCCUUGAUAUUAUGAUCAUCAAUACAGAAUGAAAACAAGUGAAAGGGAAUGUUUGUUUAAUUUGUUGGCCAGUAUAAUCUAACAGUGAAAUGGUGUCCUCUGUCCUUUGACCUAAAGCCAGAACAGGAGAACAAUAUGAUCAUCUGCAAAACAAAGACAGUCCAAAGACAGUUCUCUGAAGCCUUAACAUAUACAAGGUAGAACCUGAAGAGCUCUGAGCACGCCACAGACUACAUCUUUACAAAAUGUGUUUCCUUAAUGUAAGCAUGAGACAAAAAAAAUGUAAGGGAGAUCACGGAUGAAACUGAACAUAGGAUUAAUAGUUUAAGUACAUUAUGUAAAUCUUAUGCUUUGGAUUCAUUCAAAUCGUGCUGAAUAUCAGCUCAAUCACAAAGGCUUAUCAGUUAAAUAGGACACUUACUGUUGACUGUGGUCUGUUACUGGAGGAAAACACUGACAUUAUAUGGUACAUACCCCAUGCAAUACUGAACAUCCUAUAAUCUGCAUUACUGACAUAGAACGGUGGGCUACUCAUUUAAGAACUUAAUUGGGAAAUGCAGCAAACUCCAGAGACUCAGGAAACAAGAGGCCUUAGAGUAUGAAAACACAACCCAGAGGUUUUAAUUGUUCCUAAAGAAAUAACAAGAUCAGACCCAGUGGGGGGAGAGAAAAUAAACAAGGAAAUCAUAUACGGCAGCAGAAGAAGCAUGCAGAACAAACAGAAAAUUGGGAAAAUUCCCAUGGAGAAAGGUGACUAAGGGCAACAGCCAGCAAAUAAAAUCUAAUUUUCACUGAGACAAGGCACUCAGCAUUGCAAAAUCAUCCCUCCAGGCCCCUCGAGCUAGAAUAGCUUUGGGUUUUCCAGGCUCCACAGGAUGACUUCUUCUGAGUAAAUACUGAUAUUUAUGAACAGAUCAUCUUGCAGAAAAAGGGCAAAACAUGGACAAAAACCCCAAACAGCAUUAAUGGCUGCACAGCGUGACUUUUUCAUAAUAAAGCCAGGUGUUAAGUAUAUCUUUAAUGUAACAGCCUGUUUAAACAAGCAAAGGAGAUGAAGCAGGCACGACGGGCAGGAUCUUGGCAGCACCACAGCCGUGGCCUCCACGGCGCACAGAGGCCUCACUGGGCACCACACAGUGAGACUCCAAAAAGCAGGGAAAUGGAGGUCAGCUCUGGGGCAAAUCUCCUUUAGCAGGGGACCCCUUCCCCACCACAGGCCACCGAGCAAAGAUGGCAAAACAACGCCGCUGGCAUUG
Molecule: messenger RNA, 5152 nt
Organism: Cygnus olor (mute swan)
Lineage: Eukaryota; Metazoa; Chordata; Aves; Anseriformes; Anatidae
Gene: F7
Product: coagulation factor VII
Exons: 8
Coding region: 1847-3127 (426 amino acids)
Biological process (GO): blood coagulation; proteolysis
Cellular component (GO): extracellular region
Molecular function (GO): calcium ion binding; serine-type endopeptidase activity
Source: RefSeq, a predicted model, not a curated record